Molecule: messenger RNA, 1366 nt
Organism: Hymenoscyphus albidus
Lineage: Eukaryota; Fungi; Ascomycota; Leotiomycetes; Helotiales; Helotiaceae
Source: the annotation of a GenBank genome assembly
GUGGAGCAGGAGCAAUUCGUGGAAUCCAGAUUCCAAGGUAAAUCUCAUCUCGGAGAUUCAUAUAUAUCUGCCUACUCCUUGAAUAAGUUGAUUUGAUUUGAUAUUUAAGGUAGGAAUUGAAAAGGUAUUUGAGAAGGAAAAAGCUGAAACUAAAACUGAAAGCUAGCUGGAUACUUGCAGCUCAUUGGAAGGGCUACCCCGCGUCAUCCGAAUCCGAAGGAGCAACGCAAACUACGGAGUUCCUAUUCGCACCUACCCCUACCUCACCCUACCUGGACCUCCUCCCAUCUGGGCACCUUACCUUACUUUACCUUACCUACAUAUUCCAUAAGCAAGCUUUCCUCAACAUCCCUCAACAUCUCUCGAACCUCAAAUCACUUUUUCCAUCACCAAGUCCAACCCAACUCCCUCCAUCCAAACCAAACCACCCCUCACCAAUCCCCCAAAAUGUGGAGAACAUCAGCCUCCCCUCCAACCUCCCCCCUCUGGUCACUCAGCUCCCCCAAGGACGCUCCAACCGGCCGCAACCAGACACCCACCGUCCCUGCAGCACGCCUCAAGAACCAGGGACGGAGAAUCGCGCAGAUUGUGAAGCUUAAGCCGGAAUAUGUGGAGGAAUAUAAGAAGUGUCAUGCGAAGGUGUGGCCGGAGGUGUUGAAGCAGAUUAAGGAUUGUAAUAUUGAGGAUUGUAUGUUUUUCUUUCUUUUACUUCUGUCUUUUUUUGGUUCUUUUUGGUUCUAGGCUGUUUGGAGGGGGGAGGAGGUGGGCAAGUGGAGAAGUGGGUUGGUUAGCUUGAUUUAUUUCGAAACUGGACUGGCUGCCCUUCCUGUUCAUAUUCAUAUUUAUAUCGGUGUAUCGGAAUAAAUGCUAACAUAAGAACAAACCAGAUUCCAUCUUCCACGACCCGGGAACCGGAAUCCUCUUCGCAUCCUUCAAGUACGUAGGCUACGACUACGCCGGCGACAUGGAGAAGAUGAAGGACAACCCCAAGGUGCAAGAGUGGUGGAAGAUGACGGAUUCAUACCAAGAAUCGUUCGUGCCUGGAGCGAAGUCUAGUUAUGAUGGGGAACCAGCUUGGUGGAAAGGCGUUGAGGAGGUGUUCUAUCAUCCUUGAUUGAUGCUGUGUCGAAGACUUGGAUUGUGAAAGGAGUGGGGGAGGGGACUUGUGUAUAUGGAUGGACAGAUGGGAUGGAAUGGGAUGAUUUGCUAGCGCGAUAGAUUGCGUGUGGAUUUAGGGGUGUCGAGAUGGUGUUUUUCUCUUUUCAGCAAGCAAUUCUAAGAUGGAAUGCGUGAGUAAAUGAAUAAAAUACAAUGGCUGCUAAAGAAUAGUCUUCGUAAAGGAAAUUUUGGACAAUUACAUUGUGCA